This is a messenger RNA of Bursaphelenchus xylophilus (pine wood nematode), 1395 nucleotides long. NCBI's taxonomy places the organism in Eukaryota, Metazoa, Nematoda, Chromadorea, Rhabditida, Aphelenchoididae. The record is from the annotation of a GenBank genome assembly.
AUGGAGCCCCCAAGCAAUUCAGGAUAUGACAAUUACGGAUAUGCCCCACCCCCACCACAGCCGGAUCCUUAUGGGCAGCCGCCUUUCCCACAGCAACAACAACCGCCCAAUCCUUAUGGCCAACCUCCGGCUUUUGGUCAAUUUCCUGAUCAGUUUUCGGCCGCAUUCAAUAAUCCAAUUGUUCAGAGUUACGCGGAGGGAGUAAGUGAAAUCAGAUGCUAUGAUUAACUUCAUAGUUGAUUUUAAUUAAUUUCUACAUUUUUAGUACAAAAAGCAGAUCUAUGAGCAAUAUGUUGCUACUUCGGCUCAAACGCUCAAGUAUUACUUUGCCGUAGACACGAAUUAUGUGGUCAAGAAGAUCGGCUUGAUUAUGUGCCCAUUUUUGCAUAAAGUAAGUUGAUUUUCUUUUAUUUUCUUAUUCUGUCUCUAGGAUUGGAGCUCUCCACCAGGAGCAAAUGGCGAACAACCACCUCCGAAGUAUAAUAUCAACGCACCGGACCUUUACAUACCUGUGAUGAGCUUUUUGACCUACGUUUUGGUCGCUGGCUUCGUUUUUGGUACUCAAGAUAGGUGAGAUUUCGAUUUUUUUUAGUCUCUGGGAUUAAGUACGUUUAGUUUUACUAAAUUUGAGGUCUGACGGCAAAACUAACCUUGUAUUGUUGCAGAUUUGAACCCGAGAAACUGGGGUUACUCACAACGAACGCUUUGUUUUACCUCAUUCUCGAGAACCUGGCAAUUUUUGUCACAAAAUUUGUUUUGAACAUCUCUCAUACACUGAAUGUGUGGCAUUCGUUGAGCUACAGUUGUUACAAAUACGUUUCGUAAGUUCUUUGAACGUUUUUUUAUUGUAGAAGAUAUAAAUGUUUGAGAAAACAUGUUUUAUUUUUAGCAUGGUGUUUUGUCUGCUCUGCUUCUUAAUCGGUGGCCGAUCUCUGUACUACUGUGCAUUGGCCUACUCGAUUUUUGCGACAGUGUUCUUCUUGGUAAGUAAUGAAAUUUUUGUUAUUUUUUGGAGUUUAGGUGAAGUUAAGUGAUGUCUAAUGGUAAAAUUCGGAUGUCAUACUCUGUUUUGAGGAAUCAUUGCGCUGUGAUAAAUUUAUUUUUAUAUUACACUUGAUAUUUUCUUUUUUUUAGUUACGAUCGAUGAAAAUUUAUAUUUUGGACAUGGCAAAUCGAGGUGGAGAUCAAAAGAAACGGAAACUUUACCUUCUACUCUCAAUCACCCUCGUUCAAGGACUGAUAAUUUGGCUAUUAACCAGCAGUGUCACCAGUUAUAUGCCCGGAAAUUACAAUAUCGCAAAGAUGGCGUUGGACAAAAUUGGACUCAAGAAACAUGAAGUCCCUAUGACCCAUGAUGGCGAAGUAGACUAUGAGGCACUACUGAAGAUGGACUAA